AAGAGCAAUGUCACAAAGAGUCAGUAUUUCCGUUUUACGUGACAAUUACUAGUGUAUGGGAAAGUAAACACUUUCUUUUCAGGAUAUUUAUAAGAUGAUACGAAAUGAGAUGCUAUCAACAAUAGUGAGAAAUAAACAUAUCCGUUUUUGAGAUUAGCUGAUGCACUGAGUUUGAUUUCUAUAGACUUGUGAUAUAUGCGUCCAUAGAAUGAAAGGGAAUGGCGAACGCGAAAGCAACGCUAAGCGACACCAUAAAUGAAGGCUCUGACGACUGGCACGAGUUCACGUGCGGCGCUUGUGAUAAAGAAGGGAAGUUUAUUAAAGCAGAUAAAUACUGUGUAGAGUGCGAUGAGAAUUUAUGUAAAGACUGUGUUAAACUACACAAUCGUUUUGGUGCUAUGAAAAUGCAUCAGCUACACGACAAGUAUUUUAAAGACGGACGAAAAGGACAGGCACUGCCUAACCAAAGGUGCGGCAGACAUUCUGGAAAACUGCUCGAUGUCUUCUGUAAAUUGCACGAUGCUGUUUGCUGUGCUACUUGUGUUACACUGGAACAUAGCAAUUGUAAGGGGAUGGUUUAUUUGCCUGAAGCAGCAAAAGACGUCAGGAGUAGCGCUGAAAUGAAGAAAUUUGAGGUUGAUCUUAAAGAUAUCCAGACAAACUUAUCAAGCAUUAAACAAGAAAUACAGAAUCAUCUUCAGACUUUGAAAGAUGAGAAGAAAGGUCUGUUAAAGCAAAUCCGUGAUUUCCGGGAGAAGAUUAACAAACACCUCGAUAAAAUGGAAAGUCAUCUCAAAGAUAAUAUAAAAACUAAAUUUCUGAGUGAAAAGAAUGUAUUAAAACGUAGCAUGGAAAAGGUAGAUAAUACAACUGAAUCUUUGCGAAGGCAUGACCAGCUGCUUGAAAACGUUGACAAGAAAAAUGAGUCAGAAAUGUUCGUUCAACUAAAGAUAGGCAAAAAUAUUGCUUCCGUUGGGGUUGAUCUGUUAAAAGAGAUGGAACAAAGAACGUUAAAACGAAAUUUGUGUACGUUACAUUUCGAUUAUAACGUAAGAAAGAUAUUAGACGAGACUACGUCCUUGGCAGUAUUGUCUCAGGAAUGUAAUGUCUCCUCAGCAAAGUUUGCCAGCGAAUUCAGUGUAAGAAUUCCAGAAGAUGCAAAUAUCCCUAUGAUUAGAAGUUUAUGUGAAAUUGAGAAUGACGGAAUGAUAAUCACAGACACUGCAAACUGCAGGAUGAAAAAGCUAGAUGAAAGUUUUUGUGUUACCUCUUUCUUGGACCUAAAUGCUGAGCCAUAUUCUUCUUGCUACAUAGGAGUUAAUACUGUAGCGGUUACAAUGGAAAAUUCGAAGGUCCAAUUCGUUUUCGUAGGCAAACCAAUGGUUCGAACUUUAUCGUUUGUUGUAGGCAAAGGGUGUAGGGGUAUUUCAUACUUCAAUAAAGAGCUGUUCAUGUGCUGUGGUGGCAAUCAUAUGCCAGGUAGUGUUGAGGUUUAUGACCUACAUGGAACCCACCUUCGGUCAUACUUUGACCAGUUUGCCAUGCCAACGGAGCUUGCUUCAAGCACGAGCAGAGGCUUGUUUUAUAUAACUGAUAAUAAACGUGGUUUGAUUAUCAUGGAUAGAAACUUUGUGCUCCAAACCAUUAUCAAAAACAAAGAUUUGGAAAAUCAGCAAGGGAUUUGUUUCAUUGAAGACACAAAGUUGUGCAUAGGUGGAUGUCAGACAAAUAACAUCGCACUUUUUAAUAUGGAUGGGAAGUUUGUUAAAUAUCUGUUGUCAGCAAAAGACGGAGUGCUAAAUCCCAUAUCGCUGUGCUAUCUAUCAAACCAACACGCCCUUGUUGUUACUAUGCACAAAUGUGACAGAAUCAAACUGUUCUCUCUAAAGAAUGUAUGACUAUAAUUACAGAUUGCUAUAAUGUACUCAAAAUGAUUGUGUUUGUUCAUGAUAGGUCUGGCACAGACUUAAGCGGGGUUGAAUUAACACUGAAUGAACUCCAUGAUCCCGAAGGGCCUGAAAUACUAACAAUACUAAGCUAAGGUAUGGGUCGAACCACAGAGCAUUUAAAGUAUGUUGUUGUGAGGCAAAGCGAAAUUGCAAAUAUCGACAUAUUGUACCCUUAUGCAUUUUGUAAUUUUUAAUACUGUGUUACUCUGGUUUUGCAGUUUUACGGUAUUAUUGUGUUGAUAUAGAAUAAGGCAUAAAAAAACCAUUGUCUACAGUUAAAUGUUCACACUUCGUUUUUGCUGGAAAAGGUCUACACUUGGACGGAUUAAGACCAACAUUUUUUAUUUUCUGAUUUACUGGAGUGACGACUUAAUUUGUUGAUAAAACAAAUAAAAACAAAAUUUAAUUAUACCCGCCGACUGUCUAUUGUCAAAAAUAAAAAAAAAUCACUGUAGGGUAGAUACCAGGUCAAAAGAUGCAUUGAAAAUGGCGUCAAGCAUGAAGAUAUCUCAUGUGCGAAAUUAAAUAAGCAAAUUGAUAAGUUAAGAGAUAAGUUUAAUAUAAGUUGGCAGAGAUAACAAAUACUGUAAAUGGAUUUGAUUUAAGUUGAAAUUAGAGCAGCCAAUACUGUUAACCACGGAAAAAUCACUACGAAAAGUGACAUGACAUUCAUCUCCGGCAAAUUGUGUGCGUAUAGGACUCAGGACGCAGACCUAAAAUAAUCAUUGCAUAUCUACACUUUUGUAGCAUAUUUAUUAAUGUUUAUGUGAUAAACAUUAUGCAGUGUACCAAUGUAACACGGCAACUUUGUAGAAUUUAUAAUGAAAAACUAUUUCCUUAAGUCCAUUAUUUCUAAAGAGCAGAAUGAUUAAAAACACAUUAUAUAACAUAACCUUGGUGAAAAACACAAUAAGAUGAAAGAUAAAUAGAAAUUAUAACAUUGGCAAACGAUUAUGUUUCGGUCUCCUACACAUAAUGGCAACACAGUGAAAAAUUAAGAUAUUUUUACUGAUGUGAAAUUCUAGUCCCUUUUCAAUACAGUUUAUAAAAGGAAUCAAAGUAUUUUUAAGUGAAGUUCUACUAUAAUGUUGUUAGUGCAAAAACGAUUAAAGACCCAAGCUCUUACUCUUUGCAGGCUUGAGUCUGAUUAGGUUUUAGCUUAUAACUGCACUUCCUGACACGUUUACAAAAUUGGUAUCAUGCAUACAAGCUGCACAUAUAAAAUGGAUAUAAACAGUUCAGAAAAGUUUAUUUGUUAGUGUGAAUGCUGUUUAAGCUUUGCAGUUUUUGUUUUCUAGGUUGUACAAAAAUAAACAAAAAAUAUACAUGUA
Messenger RNA from Mercenaria mercenaria, 3280 nucleotides. RefSeq lists its product as uncharacterized. The record is from RefSeq and is a predicted model, not a curated record. NCBI's taxonomy places the organism in Eukaryota, Metazoa, Mollusca, Bivalvia, Venerida, Veneridae. Gene Ontology annotation, molecular function: zinc ion binding. The coding region runs from base 219 to 1898 and encodes 559 amino acids. The transcript is spliced from 2 exons.